This is a messenger RNA of Amaranthus tricolor (Joseph's coat), 1740 nucleotides long. RefSeq names its product serine/threonine-protein kinase UCN-like. The transcript has a single exon. Lineage: Eukaryota; Viridiplantae; Streptophyta; Magnoliopsida; Caryophyllales; Amaranthaceae. Gene Ontology annotation, cellular component: plasma membrane; nucleus; cytoplasm. Bases 200 to 1453 code for a protein of 417 amino acids. Gene Ontology annotation, biological process: protein phosphorylation. Gene Ontology annotation, molecular function: protein serine/threonine kinase activity; ATP binding. The record is from RefSeq and is a predicted model, not a curated record.
GUAGUCACAUACAACACGUCCAUAUAAUUUUAAAAUAAAUCUUAAAGCAAACCAAAAAAUAUUUUCAAAAGAAAAAAAGAAAACAUCCAUACUAUUUAUAACUCUUCAUCAUCAUUUUCCUAGUUCUAUCUUUCUCCCCUCCAUUUCCUUCCUUCUCUUCCCUUUUUCUUUCCCUCAAACAUUCUCUCAACCCACAAAAAUGGAGCCCCACCCAAAAAAACUCAACAUAGAAAACAUACGGGCCAUCAAAAUCCUAGGAAAAGGUGCAAUGGGUACCGUAUUUUUAGCCCAUGAUCGGAGCUGCGACCCGGAAUGCACAUCACCUUUUGCGUUAAAAGUAGUCGAGAAAGCCCUCCUCCAUCUCAAACACCACGACGCCGAUCGUCGUGCGAGGUGGGAAAUGUCAGUUUUAUCCUCCAUCAACCACCAUCCUUAUCUCCCUACCUUGCUGGGCUCGUUUGAGACCCACGAUUUAAUGGGCUGGGCCGUCCCAUUUUGUCCGGGCGGUGAUCUAAAUGCUCUCCGAUACCAUCAAAACGACCGCGUUUUUAGCUCAUCGGCGAUUAAAUUUUACCUAGCUCAGAUCGUCUGUGCGCUUUACCAUCUUCAUAGUAUGGGGAUUGCUUACCGUGAUUUGAAACCGGAGAAUGUACUUGUUCAAGCAUCCGGUCACGUGACUCUCACGGACUUUGAUCUUUCACGGAGACUCAUACAUCACAGGAAGAAGAACCAUGGGAGUGUCGGGUCAACCGAAAUGGAUAACAUAGCUCCGUUUCGUGAACUUAGACCUCCACCACCACCUCCGCCACCUAGAAGGAAUAACAUGACCCGAAUUUUAUCUUACGGGGUGAAAUACGGGCCGGGUACAGAAAAUGGUCUACGAAAAGCCAAAUCCGCCCGCGUUUCGCCUAGAAGAGCCAGCUUCGCGGGUGGUAAACGUUCAAAUUCGUUUGUUGGGACGGAGGAAUACGUUUCGCCGGAAGUUGUUAGAGGGGAAGGACAUGAAUUCGGGGUGGAUUGGUGGGCGUUGGGAAUUUUGGCUUAUGAAAUGUUAUACGGUAAAACGCCGUUUCGCGGGAACGAUCGGAAAGAAACGUUUAGAAACGUGUUAACGAAACGGCCGGAGUUUUUAGGGCAACGGACGGCUUUGAUUGAUUUGAUCGACCGAUUGUUGGAGAAAGAUCCGAGUAAAAGAUUGGGGCAUUUUAAAGGCGCGGAGGAAAUUAAAGAGCAUGAAUUUUUUAAAGGAUUGAGGUGGGACCUACUAACUGGUAUUGAACGGCCACCGGUUGUUCCGCCGUCUGUUGAGGUGGAUUUAACAAAAUGUGUAACAUUUGAUGUUCGGGAAUAUUUUAAUGAGUUAAGAGCACCACCGUCGUUACUGCCAUCGCCGGGGCGGUCCCUAUCAUCACUAACGGAAGAAGACGUUGACGUUUCAUUAACGGAAUUCUGAUGAAUGUUAUUAGAGUUAAAUAUUUUUUUUUACUUUUUUUUGGGAGGUUUUUUUAGAUGUAAAUAGAAGUAAAAAAAAAUAAGUGUAGGAGUAGUUUAGCAAAUUGUAAUGGUAGAUACUGAUAAUUGGUGGGUGUAAACUGUAAAGUAGUAAUUUAGUCACGUGAGGUGCACAUAAUUUGGUUGACAUUAUCUUUUUUUUCCUGUAUGAAUUAUGAUUAUGAGGCAACAAAUAUUUGCUCUUUUUGUGUGGCAUUGAUGAUAUUAGUGAAUAAUCUUUGUGAUUAA